Messenger RNA from Maylandia zebra (zebra mbuna), 2493 nucleotides. Its product is annotated as mid1-interacting protein 1-B. Gene Ontology annotation, biological process: regulation of lipid biosynthetic process. The record is from RefSeq and is a predicted model, not a curated record. Gene Ontology annotation, cellular component: cytosol. Lineage: Eukaryota; Metazoa; Chordata; Actinopteri; Cichliformes; Cichlidae.
CCCUCUGUGAUUGGCUGUGAUCGUGAUCCCAUGUUUUGCUCCGCCCCGACUCUCCUGCCUCCCUAACAACCACCACCGGCCCGACCGUCUGCAAGAUCCCUUUUCCGGACAGCUUUAACGGGCAGAAGCAGCGACUUGGUACCCAGGAACCACAGCCGACAUACGGUUUAUGCCUCUGGGGUCAGCUGGAGUCCUGCAGCAGAAACACGGGGCCCUCAGCUCAGGAGCUGGCCCAUUUUGGAGCAGUGAGUGCCUCCGCAGUCUCUCAGUAAUCCUUUAAGGAGCAUUAGCGGGCUAAGUUUGGCGCUGCGACCGCUGGCCAACACGGGCCCUCACCAGCCGCCGUCAUGCAGAUACCUGACUCCUACAACCAGAAGAACUCGCUCUUCAACGCCAUGAACCGCUUCAUUGGCGCUGUCAACAACAUGGACCAGACAGUGAUGUUGCCCAGCCUGCUGCGGGACGUCCCGCUGGACGACAGGGAUGACCUGAAGCCGACAGAGAACGGGGAUGGUGGGGAUGACGGUGGUGGCACAGGUAGCACCAGCCCCACUCACGACAGCGCCUACUUCCAGCCUGAUACUGACAUGUACAGCUCAUACAUCCUGCUUAAAUCCAUCCGCAAUGACAUCGAGUGGGGCGUCGUGCAAGGCGAGGAGUUGCGGAAGGAGAAGGCGGGUGUGGCCAGCAUGGUGGUGGCAGAGGAGGAUGACCUGGAGAAGCAGUUUCACUUCCACCUGAAUGGACUCCACGCGGUUCUGUCGAAACUGACGCAUAAAGCUAACACACUGACGAAUCGCUACAAGGAGGAGAUCGGCUGCAGAAACUGAGCGCUGAAUGUCCUGACGGUUGGCGCUCUAUGGGUUUUAGCUCAGUAACUACAAGCGAAGGAAGGAGCAUGUGCAGACGCCAGAAUUCACUUAAAAGCUUUUUCACAGCCCACAGUGGUGGAUAUCAUUGUGUUAAAUUAACUAGCCAGUCCCAAAAACGGUGAAUAAAAAUAUCUGCAGAUUGAUUGUGUGACUGGAACAAUUUGGGCAUUUUUUGUCAAAUAAUGAGAACUACAAUUUUAAUAACAGUUAUUCCUUGUAAGGGUCGUUAAAUCAUCUUAAAUGCCACGUUUUUGUAUUCACCGGCAGCUUUUUGGAUCUCAUUUUGGCACAUGCACUGAUGCUGACUUCAUUCAUUAUAGCCGAUUUAUGCUUUGGUCUUUUUGAAGAGACUUGGCAGGGACAUCAGUAUAUGUCACUAAGCACAAAGCUGAUUCAAGCUUUAAAAUUCUGAAUUAAGUCUGGAUCUGUGCUACUAAACAGUAAGUCAGUACAGUAAUGAAUUUGUAGAGAAUGUUUUCACAUGAAAUCAAAUCACCUCAAAUUAAUACGUUUAAGAGAUAGAUGAUGGGUAUGCAGGAGAAGGACAAAGGAUCUAAAAUUGAUUAAUUUUGAAUAUUUGGGUGGUUUCAUCAGAAGAAAUCUGUUGCACUUCUAAACUACUGUAAACAAACAUAACCUUAAAAAAACAAACAAACCCUAAACUAAACCAUUUUAAAUGAAAUAGGAUCCUGGUAUAAUCCCUGUGGAAUGCCACUGAUCCAAAAAUCUGUCUCUGAUUCCAAUAACUCUUUCUUUGGCAUACUUUAAACACCUGAAUCCACUGUUUGUCUUCUGGAUAUGACAUCUUGUUAAGAUUCGGCAGAUUAGAGUGUCUCUGCUCUGACCUCCCUACAGCAGUUUGUAGUUAAAGAGCUAAAACAUGUUCUUCAUGGACUUCCCUUUUUUUUUUUUUUUUUUUUUCCCUUGAAGACUUCGUCGAGGUGGUGGGCUGCUUGCAUUCUAUUUUCAGGGUUGACGUCUGUCCGUUUAAAAGAAACAAAAAAAAAAUCUCCUGACAUCCUUUAUUUCAUGCUGCAAAUUCCAAACUAUGCAAACACACGAGAGCACAAAAGAAGCUGGCUUGACAUUUCUGUACAGCUUUAGACGCACAAAAAGGAGAAAAUAUGAAUCCUUAAAUUUCCCAAUCGUAAUAAGAACCCAGUUCUCAUGGUGCAUGAUCGUUCAUAACCUGUUAACAUCUCCUGACAAUCGAUUGUAACCAGACCACAAAUUCUCAGUUCUUUGGUUUAACUUAAAUGUGGAAGUUCUGAUAUUUUAAAGAUGCCACAGUUUGUCCAUUUAUUAAAGGACUAAAGCACCUUAUUUUUAAAAUUUUAAGGAGUUUGGCAGAAACCCAUUGUUUUUGUCUGGUUUCAGCUGAAUAAAAGAGAAGGUGUAAUGAAUGGUUAUUGGCUGAUUUUUGAACUGAACUUAAAGAAGCGAAUGUUUUGUUUGUCGUCUCAAAGCUUUGUUAAUGAAUUGAACACUGUGCUUGAUGGUCGAUGACAUGUGAAGGCGUUCUGGAGUCUGUGUGUGUGAAGAAUGCUGGGUGUACAUAUACUGAUGUUUAUUGGUUUUUCUAUUUCUGUCCAGUUUGACCAUUAAAAGAUUUUGGUGUGUA